GUGGAUAGUGGCGGUCGGGCUAAAGUUAUUGAAAAUUCAUAUAAAUCAUAAUUAAUUUGUGACAAAAGUAUUUUGUGUGGUGACCCUGGAUGUGUUGAAUGUUUCUAGUCCUAAUCGCUAAUUUUUACAAACGAAAUACCUUGCUAGUCCGUCUGAAUCUCGGCCGGCUGCGCUAGGAUAUUUUCCUGAAUUUUUUGGUCUUCGAAGCCUCUGUUCGUAUGUAAUGGGCGAAAGUGACUGGAGACCGUUCAUAUACGGCGGUCUGGCGUCGAUCGUCGCGGAAUUUGGUACAUUCCCAAUAGACACGACUAAGACUCGCCUUCAGAUCCAGGGCCAGAAGAUAGACCCGCGUCAUGUGGAGCUACGGUACACCGGCAUGGUGGACUGCUUCGUGAAGACCUCGCAGCAGGAAGGGGUCAAGGCUUUGUACUGCGGCAUCUGGCCAGCAGUGUUGCGGCAGGCCACGUACGGCACGAUCAAGUUCGGCACGUACUACUCGCUGAAGCAGUGGAUCGCGGUGCGGCGCGCGGACGGCGGAUCCGUGGAGCACCUGCCCACCAACACCUUCUGUGCGGCCUUCGCCGGCGGAUUCUCCAGCGCCGUCGCCAACCCCACCGAUGUGCUCAAAGUGCGCAUGCAGGUGGGCGACGAAAAGCGCGGCCUGGUUCGAUGUUUCGCCGACAUCUACCGCCUCGAAGGGACACGCGGGCUGUGGCGCGGCGUGGGCCCGACGUCGCAGCGCGCGGCGGUGAUCGCGGCGGUGGAGCUGCCGGCGUACGACGCGUGCAAGCGGCGGCUGCUGCCGGCGCUGGGCGACUCGCCCGCCAACCACUUCGCGUCCAGCUUGCUGGCCAGCCUCGGGAGCGCCGUGGCCAGCACGCCGCUAGAUGUUAUACGAACAAGACUAAUGAACCAAAGAAAAGUGAAGGAUCACAUAGCGAAACCAAAUGAAAGGAUAUACAGAGGGACCAUAGACUGUUUCUUACAGACGGUGCGCAGCGAGGGCGGGCGCGCGCUGUACAAGGGCUUCGUGCCGACGUGGCUGCGCAUGGGGCCGUGGAACAUCAUCUUCUUCCUCAGCUACGAGCAGCUCAAGCAGUUCUACUGAACCACCGCCACCGGCCACAGCCGCCUGCAAGAUUCCAAAGGAUACUAACUCCGCGGGAUGCGAUCCACGUAGGGAGUAAAAAGCUUAUAGUAGCAACCGAACCGAUUCGAUGCCGAUGCGGUACUGUUUGAAACUAACAACACUAUGCACAAACUUGCUUUAAAAUCUGUAGUUUCUUAACACAAGAAACUUACACCCAUUUUGGCUAUCCUGUUAUCUAAUCGAUCAUCACCAGAGGAAUCCUGGAUAAAUUACCGCAAUAACUAUGAACUAUUCCAUCAUUUUGUAUUCUUAAACGACACCGAAAGAUUUUGGCAACAUCCUUGGUGAUGAGUGAAUAAAUGGAGUAUAUGGGUGAGUACUAGAAAAUUAUUGUUUCUUCCCAAGACUUCAAAAACUUGCCAAUUUUUGGUAUGAUCUUGCAUUUUUUUAAAGUUAAACUUUUAGAACCUGCAUUAUUAAUGUAAAAAGUAAGUUAAAAAUUGUAGAAUUUGAUUCCACUGUACUGGGUUGAAGGAGCUUAUGUUACGUAGUACCCAGUAGUUCCUUCUCGUUACCUAAAGUAGUGAGCGUAGUGUAGUUGUUAGCUGGAUUGUGCUUGGUAGUAGUGAUAAAUGCGCUUCAAAUCUAUGAUUAGUAAAUGUGCUGCCUUCGACGAAAAAAAGGAAAAAAGGAUUCUUUUAUAUUUCUCCUUAUUCUGACUGCUAAAUAAGUGACAUCUUUGUAAUGUUCAAUGAUUUGUUCUUUGGCUAUUUUCAGGUAUUGUAAGCAUUUUCCCAAUAAAUUAAUUACUUUUUCCUCACCACUAUAUACCAUAAUGUCUUCAUAUUAAUCAACUUGAGCAGAAAUAACGUGUUCUCAGUUCUUAAGCACUCAAGAAACUUUGACAUAUCAUCUCAACAAGUUGAGGUGGCAUAUUUACUGAUCAGAGAUCUGAAUUGAAUGAUCAAAGAGUGAGAGAGAUGUAGCCGUCUAAUGAAUUAGUCGUUUCAAAACGCUUAAUUGUAGGGUGUUUUAGAGGAAAUAUUUAUUUAAUUAUAGAUCAUACUUAUCCAUAGACAACCAACCUUUUCGUGUCUAUAGUAGUUUCAGCCAGUAAAUAUUUUCCAUCCUAUAUCCUGCCUUUUGUACUACAAUAUCUACUAAAAUAUUUAAUUAAGUGUCUGAGUUACAAUCAGUUCUGUUAACUUUAUUUAUAGCAUUUAUUUGUUUGUUGACUGAAAAACUUUUUUUAUAAGUAAACGAAAUGACGUAUAUUAUUUUAAAUUUGCCAAAUGAAUAGUCAAGAAAUGCAAGUAUUUUCGCUAGUUGUACUGUUACUAUCAUCACAGUCAGUUUGUGUAAAUUGAUUUGUUCAUUAUAAUGAGGUUAAUAAUGUUCUAUUGUAGGGAACAUGUAAAAAUUGUGAUUCUUUAUUAAAAAGAACUAUUCGAAAUAGUUCUGUAAUAGUGACUAAAGUAACUAGAAAAGAUCUUUUUUUCAUAUUGUAUGUAUGUAAAUAGCUGACCCAAAGGCAUUGAUCUCAUAGCAAGAGCAUGUAUUAAAUAUGUUUUUAUUUAGUAGUUAUGUUAUGUAUUAACAUUUUAAUGGUAUUUUUGUAUGAGAUCAAUGAGCAUAAUCUUAUGGUCUAUUUUUCAUAUUUGUAUUGAUUGUGAAAUCGAUAGAUUGUAAAAUUACGCGGGUUUGUAUGUAUAGCGUAAGAUUAGGUAGAAUAAGUAGACAAUUUAUUUCUAAAAAGGAUAUGUUCUGUAAUGGCAGUUGCUUUGCCGAUGUCUUCUCAUCUGAUGGAGCUGUAUUUUUGCCACUUGCCACCAUGUUUUGAACGGGGAAAUCAUCGGAAUAACUUGAAUAAACGCCUAUUAGAACAUGUCCCGAAGUUGCUUUCCUAUUUAUACUGUUGUGUGAUUCGUUGUUGAUUAGUAUUUUGUAAACACUAUUUGCUAUACGAGCGUAUAUCUUCACUGUUUCGACAGUUUUUCCUAAAACGUGUGAGAAUAUUUUGAUAUUUUUUAACAUACACUUGUUAGGCGAUUUUUGUGUAAAAUUUAAAAUGCUUUAUUUAGGUGUAGCUCAAAUGUAACCACCGUUGGUUUCUGAGGGAUAAAAUAUUCUAUUUAAUAAAUAUUAUUUACCUAUGGACAAAAACUAUUUAUUUUAAAGUUAUCUUGACAUGUUUUGAAAUUAUGUAAGAAAGAAAAAUGUUAUCUAGGAUAUUUUGGCUGACAAUUUUCAUGAAUUUCUUAUAAAUUCAGUAAUAAAUUUCGUUGGCUAAAGUCACAAAUUGAACAUUAAUUUUAAGGUGCAAGUUAGUUAUCAUUGAAUGGUGAUCUUUUUCGUAUAAUUUUGUACUGUACUUAGGCCCUCUUUUUGUUACUGGUGAACGUGUUGUGUAGGUACAAAGAAUUAGCCAAAAUAUUAAUCGAAUAAAUCUUAUACAAAGUAUAA
Ostrinia furnacalis (Asian corn borer) is the source of this 3553-nucleotide messenger RNA. It is a transcript of the gene Bmcp, whose product is annotated as uncoupling protein Bmcp mitochondrial. The coding region runs from base 224 to 1108 and encodes 294 amino acids. Gene Ontology annotation, biological process: transmembrane transport. Lineage: Eukaryota; Metazoa; Arthropoda; Insecta; Lepidoptera; Crambidae. The transcript is spliced from 7 exons. The record is from RefSeq and is a predicted model, not a curated record.